Messenger RNA from Malania oleifera, 1330 nucleotides. Its product is annotated as cyclase-like protein 2. Bases 103 to 825 code for a protein of 240 amino acids. The transcript has 6 exons. The record is from RefSeq and is a predicted model, not a curated record. Lineage: Eukaryota; Viridiplantae; Streptophyta; Magnoliopsida; Santalales; Ximeniaceae. Gene Ontology annotation, molecular function: arylformamidase activity.
UCAGCAGACUGACCGCCGAGGCGCCAAGCCAACAGCGAGGGAGUAUCCUUUCCAAAGCCAAAGCGAUCACAAACCUGAAACCACAGACGUCACACUCACUCCAUGGCAAGACACCGGGAAUCGUUAUUGCCUCUUCAAGUUCUGCUGUGCGUUGAGUUGCUCGCCCUCGCAUCCUUCUCCCUGGCCUCCGGCGACGGCGAUCUCGUCCCGGAGAGAAGAGAAGUCUACGACAAUGGACGAAUCUUCGAUAUCAGUCACAGGAUCACCCCGGACCUGUCCUAUUGGCUCUACGAAGAUGGGCUCGGUCAGUUCCUCUGGCUGCAGAAGAGUAUGAAGAACGGCUCUCUCGCGAACAUCUCCGAGAUGAAGCUCCCCACCCACAUCGGCACCCACGUCGACGCGCCGGGUCACUUCUACGACGACUACUUUGACGCCGGAUUCGAUAUCGACACUCUCGACCUUGGAGUGCUUAACGGUCCUGCAUUGUUGGUUGAUGUUCCAAGGGACAAGAAGAUAACUGCUGAAGUCAUGAAGUUCUUAAACAUUCCUAAAGGAGUCCAACGCGUGCUUUUCAGAACAUUAAACACUGACAGGCAGCUUAUGCAGAAAAGUAAGUAUGACACAAGCUAUGUGGGAUUCAUGGAGGAUGGUGCAAAAUGGUUGGUAGAGAACACUGAAAUUAAACUGAUUGGAAUUGAUUACUUAUCUGCUGCAGCGCACGUUGAUUUGAUUUCUUCACAUCUUAUUUUUCUGAAAAGCAGGGAGGAUGUUGUUCGCUGUGUAUUUCUGCUUUGCUACUGUAUAGAGGCUGUUUGGUACUGUUAGAGCUGUGUGCUGGUUUCUUGGGGCUGUGAGGAAGUUUCUUUGGUGCUGUGGAAGCCUUAUGCUGGUUAGUUGCGACUCAUAAAUGGUGGGUCACCUUAUUCGUGGUUGCUCCAAUUGUUCUGGUGUUGUGUGUUGGUUUCUCGAGGCUGUGUCUAGGUCUCUUGGAGGCUUGGAGCUGUGGCAGAGUUUAUACAUUGACUUUGUAGGGCUGUGGAAGUGCUAUUUUUACUUCUUGGUGACUCAUUCAUGGUUGAAUCAGCAGUUGACUCAUUUGGUUUUGUUUUGGUUGGUUCAGAAAUUCACUUGUGGUUGUUUCGGUUGGCCCAGAAGUUUUCUUUUGGAAUCCCAAGAGCAUUUUGUUUGCUGUGAUUUUCUGAUUUGCUGCUGUAUCGAGUUUUUGUGCAUGUUGGGAUGGCAUUCUCAAAGCCCCGUUGGUCAAUGUUUAUUGAGUUCAUUGAGGCCUGAAACAGUGUUAUUUCUUUGUUCUUGAUUAGUUUUUUGUCUU